AUGGCCGACAUUGAGCUCGAAGAUGGUGUGAACGCGAAAUUUUCCAGCUUAGGACUGAAUGACUGGUUGGUGAAACAGUGUAAAGCUGUUGGUAUUACAAAACCAACACCUAUACAAUACUACUGUAUACCCCAAAUUCUUGAAGGUGUUGACUGUUUAGGGUGUGCUAAAACUGGUAGUGGUAAGACGGCUGCUUUUGCUUUACCAAUAUUGCAAAAACUUUGUGAAGAUCCCUAUGGUAUAUAUGCACUUGUUUUGACUCCAACACGGGAAUUAGCCUUCCAGAUUGCAGAACAAUUUAGAAUAUUGGGUAAACCAAUAGGUUUGAAAGAUGCUGUUAUCAUUGGAGGUAGAGAUGUCAUGCGCCAAGGGAUGGAUCUUGCUGAUAAACCACAUGUUGUCAUAGCAACACCUGGUCGAUUGGCUGAUCAUAUUAAUAGUUCCAACACAUUUAGUCUGAAGAAAAUCAAGUUUUUAGUACUUGAUGAAGCCGACAGGCUUUUAGAAGACACAUUUGCAGAGGAUCUUCAAGUUAUAUUUGAUGCUCUUCCCGAGAAGCGACAGACGCUACUAUUCAGUGCCACGUUGACGGAUAAACUUGAAAAACUGCAGACAUUGGCUUUGAAUAAACCAUUCUUCUGGCAGUCCAAGGCAGAAAUAGCUACAGUUGAACAACUAGAUCAGAAAUAUGUGCUUAUUCCAGCAAAAGUGAGAGAUGCAUAUUUAGUUCACAUUUUACAAAAGAUUUGCUCUGAGACGGAAGAUUAUUCAAUGAUUAUAUUUUCAAAUACGUGCAAAAAUUGUCAGUCAUUGUAUUUGAUGUUGAAAGCAUUGGAGUUUCCAUGUACUCCUCUGCAUUCUAUGAUACCUCAGCGAGAUCGUAUUGCAUCGCUAGCACAGUUCAAAUCUGGAAGAGUACGAAUAUUGUUAGCAACAGACGUAGCCAGUAGAGGACUUGAUAUUCCGAUUGUACAACUGGUGGUUAAUCACAAUGUACCAUGGUCUCCUAUUGAUUAUGUACAUCGCGUUGGAAGAACUGCUCGAGCAGGUCGUGGUGGAAUGGCUUUAACUCUGAUGACGCAAUAUGAUGUCAAAUUAAUUGAGGCAAUCGAAAAACAGAUCAAUACAAAAUUAACUGAGUAUCCAGUUGAUGACAAAGAGGUUUUGACAAUACUUAAUGAAGUCUCUGUUGCGAAAAGAGAAGCUGAAAUGAGACUGGAGGAACAAGACUUUGGAGAGAGGAAAACAAUAAACAAGAGAAAGAAGCUCAUAAGAGAAGGAAGGAAUCCAGAUAAAGUAUUAAAUAAAAAGAAGAAAAGGAGAAAAGAAAAAAAAUGAAGAAAUAACAAAGUUGUUUGCAUUUUAAAUAAGUUUUGUUAAAACCAAAGUUGUUCAUUGUACAGGUAUUGCAAACUGCAAAAAGUGUCUGCAGCUGUAGUAUCUAUUAUACAUGUAAAUAUUGUAUAUAAAAUAUUAAUAAAAACAUGUUAUUAUGCACUAA
Saccoglossus kowalevskii is the source of this 1501-nucleotide messenger RNA. RefSeq names its product putative ATP-dependent RNA helicase DDX49. Gene Ontology annotation, cellular component: cytosol. Gene Ontology annotation, molecular function: RNA helicase activity; ATP binding; nucleic acid binding. The record is from RefSeq and is a predicted model, not a curated record. Lineage: Eukaryota; Metazoa; Hemichordata; Enteropneusta; Harrimaniidae.